Molecule: messenger RNA, 1220 nt
Organism: Durio zibethinus
Lineage: Eukaryota; Viridiplantae; Streptophyta; Magnoliopsida; Malvales; Malvaceae
Product: putative HVA22-like protein g
Source: RefSeq, a predicted model, not a curated record
CUGUAAUGCGAUCACUCUCUCUCUCUCUCUUUUAAUUUUUUUUUUUUAAAUUUUUCUCUCAAAAGUCUUCUGCUCUCUCUGGCGCACUCACCGCUACCGCCGACUUUGUAACGGUUAGCCGUCGUGUUUUGGCGGCGCCGAUUUUACCCGCUCGCCGGCGAUCUUCUCCAAAACUCGUCUGUUAUUUUGAAAUCCUCUACUCUCUCUCGCUUCCGUGCUUUGGAUUAACUCUCAUUUCCGGUUUUAAUAGUGCUUUGCUUUUGUUUGCUUCGUCUUAUUGAAAAUACUCUUUGUAAGGAAGUAGUUUCUUUCAUCAAGAAGUAAACAAAAUGAUUGGAUCCUUUCUUACCCGAGGACUGGUGAUGGCUUUUGGCUAUGCUUAUCCAGCAUAUGAAUGUUAUAAAACUGUUGAAAUGAAUAAGCCUGAGAUUGAGCAACUGCGGUUUUGGUGCCAGUAUUGGAUAUUGGUGGCUGUUUUGACGGUUUGUGAGAGAAUUGUUGAUGCUUUUAUAUCGUGGGUUCCAAUGUACAGUGAAGCUAAGUUGGCAUUCUUUAUAUAUUUGUGGUACCCCAAAACAAGGGGAACUUCUUAUGUGUAUGACUCUUUCUUUAGACCAUAUGUUGCCAAGCAUGAAAAUGAAAUUGACCGUAACUUGUUGGAACUAAGGACUAGAGCUGGAGAUAUGGCAGUUCUUUACUGGCAAAAAGCUGCAAGCUAUGGUCAGACAAGAAUUUUUGAGAUCCUGCAGUAUGUUGCUUCACAGUCAACCCCAAGACCUCACCAUGCUCAGGCACAAGGUGCUACGGCUCGCCAACCAUCUGAUGUGCAAAACCUGCAAUCAUCUAGUAAAGCACAAGCAGCACAACCAGAGGCUGAAGAACCGCCAUCACCGACAUCUAGCACAUCUUCCAGUCAACACCAAAAGGAAGUAGCUGAAGAGGUGGGACCUUCGAAGGCGCCUUCACAAGUGGCUAAACCAGCCAACCCUUCAGCACCCUCAAAUAGCCAAAAAGCAGAUACUGCAUCUGAAAGUACCUGUCAGCCUGCAGAAACUGAAGCGGAAGCAAUGGAAACUGAACAGGUGCCACCUUCUCCUGGGAAUGAAAGCACAAACCCUCCCCCAAAAGACACUCUUAUGGAAGAAAGCAUUCGACUCACACGUGGCAGAUUGAGGAAAGCCCGUUCCGCAGCCUAUUAAAAAUAAUGGUAUUAAAUAUGU